AUGAUGGCCGGCGGAGCAGUUCAGCAGCAAAACGGGAUUUUCUCCAACCCGCUCCAUCACAGCCAGCAGCCGCACAUGGAGUCCGACCCGCCGGACUCACGCAAGCGACCCCUGGAGACCCCCACGGAGGCCAGCAGCACCAAGCGCACGAACACGGGAGAGGAAGGCGAGUACUUCCUGAAGGUUUUGAUUCCCAGCUAUGCGGCGGGUUCCAUCAUCGGGAAGGGGGGGCAGACCAUCGUCCAGCUGCAGAAAGAGACCGGAGCCACCAUCAAGCUGUCCAAAUCCAAAGACUUCUACCCGGGGACGACAGAGCGGGUGUGUCUGAUCCAGGGCACGGUGGAGGCGCUGAACGGCGUCCACGACUUCAUCGCUGAGAAGGUUCGGGAGAUGCCUCAGAGCACCCAGAAGACGGAGCCGGUCAGCAUCCUGCAGCCACAGACCACUGUCAACCCCGACCGCGUCAAACAGGUCGGUGUCCCGGCCGCUUGUUCUGCUCGUUCUGCUCCGGUUCUGCUCCAGGAAAAACCCCGGAGCGGCCGAGCCAAGCUGAUCGUCCCUAACAGCACCGCGGGGUUGAUCAUCGGUAAAGGCGGAGCCACAGUCAAGGCGGUGAUGGAGCAGUCUGGGGCGUGGGUUCAACUCUCCCAGAAGCCCGAGGGCAUCAACCUGCAGGAGCGCGUGGUCACCAUCAGCGGCGAGCCCGAGCAGAACCGCAAAGCCGUGGAGAUCAUCGUCCAGAAGAUCCAGGAGGAUCCGCAGAGCUCCUCCUGCCUCAACAUCUCCUACUCCAACAUCACAGGGCCGGUCGCCAACUCCAACCCCACCGGCUCUCCGUACGCCAACUCCACCGAGGUCAUGCCGUCUGCGGCGGCGCAAGCUGCAGCUACAGCCUCCUCCCUGCUCGGCCAGGCCGGCCUGGCAGGCGUGGGCGCGUUCCCGACGACCAUGUCCAGCCUCUCAGGCAACGACCUGCUGACCAUCACCUCCGCCCUCAACACGCUGGCCAGUUACGGCUACAACACCAACUCCCUGGGCCUGGGGCUGAACCCGGCCGCCGCCUCAGGGGUGUUAGCGGCUGUAGCAGCUAACGCUAAUCCAGCAGCCGCCGCCGCAGCUAAUUUGUUAGCGUCCUAUGCCAGUGAUGCAUCAGGGAACGUUCACCAAGCCAGUAUGGGAGGCUUCUCCCUGGGAUCCCUGGCGGCCGCCACAGGAGCCACCAACGGCUACUUGAGCGCAUCGCCACUGGUUGCAUCAUCACUACUGGCCGCGGAGAAGCUCGGAGAAGGAGCCAAGGAGGUGGUCGAGAUCGCCGUGCCCGAGAACCUGGUGGGAGCCAUCUUGGGGAAAGGAGGGAAGACGCUUGUGGAGUACCAGGAGCUGACCGGCGCCAGGAUCCAGAUCUCCAAGAAGGGCGAGUUCAUCCCCGGAACCCGGAACAGGAAGGUGACCAUCACGGGUUCUCAGCCCGCCACGCAGGCCGCUCAGUACCUGAUCAGCCAGCGAAUCACCUACGAGCAGGGGGUGCGCGCCACCAACCCACAGAAGGUGGGCUAA
Messenger RNA from Limanda limanda (common dab), 1557 nucleotides. It is a transcript of the gene nova2, whose product is annotated as NOVA alternative splicing regulator 2. Gene Ontology annotation, molecular function: mRNA binding. NCBI's taxonomy places the organism in Eukaryota, Metazoa, Chordata, Actinopteri, Pleuronectiformes, Pleuronectidae. The coding region runs from base 1 to 1557 and encodes 518 amino acids. Gene Ontology annotation, biological process: regulation of alternative mRNA splicing, via spliceosome; mRNA splicing, via spliceosome. The record is from RefSeq and is a predicted model, not a curated record. Gene Ontology annotation, cellular component: cytoplasm; nucleus. The transcript is spliced from 4 exons.